Penicillium soppii is the source of this 285-nucleotide messenger RNA. RefSeq lists its product as uncharacterized. The record is from RefSeq and is a predicted model, not a curated record. The transcript has a single exon. Lineage: Eukaryota; Fungi; Ascomycota; Eurotiomycetes; Eurotiales; Aspergillaceae. The coding region runs from base 1 to 285 and encodes 94 amino acids.
AUGGUCGAGGAGUUCUUUAUAAGCGACGAGCCGAAGUACGAAGAAUGUCGUCAUUUCUUUAAGGUUCUUAACCAAGAAAUUCGAAUAGCCAAUAAAAAGCAUAAUGUCGAUAAGGAUACGGGUACCAUUCCCGAGAAAGGCUAUAAUGCCCUAUACAGGCCCUGGCGGCAAGCAGCAAGAACGGCAGAAGCAAACGGCUCCCCGGAGGAGUUUUGGUCGGCUUUCAAUAAGACUCGUGAUCUUCUGACCCUCUUUAAUAAACGACAUUAUCUUCCUAAGCACUAG